Molecule: messenger RNA, 1494 nt
Organism: Aspergillus saccharolyticus JOP 1030-1
Lineage: Eukaryota; Fungi; Ascomycota; Eurotiomycetes; Eurotiales; Aspergillaceae
Product: cytochrome P450
Exons: 4
Coding region: 1-1494 (497 amino acids)
Molecular function (GO): heme binding; iron ion binding; monooxygenase activity
Source: RefSeq, a predicted model, not a curated record
AUGUCCUGGGCUGUAGACUAUUCUCUGGCGCUGCUUCGAACAGCUACCUUGCAAGGUAUUCUAACAACAGUGAUCGCGGUUACCAUAUCAUAUGCCAUCCUGAGCGUGGUAUACCUGUUAAACUUCCAUCCGCUUGCAAAAUACCCUGGACCGAGGCUGGCAGCCGUAACUCGCCUGGUGCAUUCCUACCAUUUACUGUCGGGCACGGUAGUUCGGUUCGCCUACCAGGCACACGAAAAGUAUGGUUCGGUUGUCCGAAUCGCACCUGACGAGAUUCUGUUUACUUCCAGCAAGGCAUGGGAAGCGAUCUACGGCCUGCAGCCCGGGAGACUGGAGAUGAGCAAAGAUACACCACUGUUCCGCGGCCCGCGAACGCCUCAUGCCAUCGUGACAGCCGAGCACAAUCUCCAUCGACUCUAUCGGCGACUUCUCUCUAAGGGCUUCUCCGAGUCAGCCCUUCGAGAGCAAGAGCCCAGCAAGAUUGACCUGUUGAUGACCCAGCUGCAUAAGGCGGAAUUCAAAGGGGUGGCACCGGAGAUGACCUCCUGGUACAAUUCUUUCACCUUUGAUCUCAUCGGGGAGCUGGCUUUUGGGGAGUCCUUCGGGUGCCUGGAAAGCUCUACUUAUCAGCCCUGGGUGGCUAUGAUCUUCGAGGCCAUGAAGUAUCGAGGCUUCAUGCAGGCCCUGAGCUAUUAUCCAUCAGUCUCCGGAUUGCUUCUAGCACUGCUCCCCAAAUCCUACGCCCAGACCUUUGCCACGCACAAGCAGCUUACUCAUGAGAAAGUCCAGCGACGAAUUGAGAGAAAGGUAACUUAUAACGAUUUGACGGCCAACCUUCUGAAUCCUGAUCACAAACUCGAGCGAUACCAGAUUGAUGGCAAUUGCUCCACCCUAAUUAUCGCCGGAAGCGAAACCACCAGUGUCGCCCUGAGCGCGACAACCUACUAUCUGACGCAGAAUCCAGAAGCCAAAGCCAAGGUGAUCCAAGAAGUUCGCAGCACAUUUUCGAAGCCCGGCGAAAUCACUUCCAUCACAGUGCAUAAACUCGAAUAUUUGCCCGCUUGCUUUACUGAAGCUAUGCGAAGAUUUCCGCCCGGGCCCGCUGUCUUUCCCCGGCGGGUUCCCAAAGAGGGAGCCUGGGUUGCGGGCCACUGGAUCCCUGGGGGGAUGCAAGUUGGAAUUUGCCAUUUUGCAGCCAAUAACUCGCACCUCAACUUUAAGGAUCCACAGAAGUUCAUUCCGGAGCGAUGGUUGGGCGAUCCGGCGUACGCUAAGGACGAUCGGCACGCCAUGCAAGUCUUCAGCGUCGGGCCCCGCAACUGUCUUGGACAAAGUCUGGCCAAACUCGAGUUGCACCUGGUGCUGUGUCGAUUCAUUUGGGAGUUUGAUUGGGAGCUGUCCCCAGAAUCAGAGAAAUGGGACCUUGACACGCCUGUCUUCAACACCUGGGGAGUCAAACCUCUGCGCAUCUUUCUCACCCCGGCUUGUCACUAG